AUGGUCGUCGAUCCGCCGCAGAAGAGGAGGGCGAGCGGGUUUAGGAGGGUUAGGGAUCAGAGGGAUUUGAGGCCGCAUGUGAAUCCGAGGCCGGGGGGACGGAGGGUCGACGCUGCUGGGCAGUUUUUGUCGCCCCUCCGUCAAUUGACGACGAACAUCAUCGACACGUACCGCAUUGCGAACCCGCAGUUCAAGUAUGAAUCGGCGACGAACCCGAGGAGGGUGCUCACCAAGCCGAGCAAGCCGUCGCAUAACGAAGGGUACGAUAACGAGGAUUAUGAUUAUAUCCUGUAUGUGAACGAUUGGCUGGGAACGGAGGAGGGACAUAAGUAUCUCAUCCUGGAUGUGCUCGGGCAGGGGACGUUCGGACAGGUGGUGAAAUGUCAGGAUAUGAAGACGCAUGAUGUCGUCGCUGUGAAAGUCGUGAAGAACAAGCCGGCGUAUUUUAACCAGUCGAUGAUGGAGGUGACGAUCCUCGAAAUGCUCAACACCCAAUGCGACCCGCACGACGAACACCACAUCCUCCGCCUAAAAGACUCCUUCAUCCAUCGAAGUCAUCUCUGUCUCGUCUUCGAGCUGCUCUCGUCGAACCUGUACGAGCUCAUCAAGCAGAACCAGUUCCAGGGCCUGAGCACGCAGCUCGUCAAGGUGUUCACGGCGCAGUUGUUGGACGCGAUGUCGAUAUUGAAGGAUGCGAGGUUGAUACAUUGUGAUUUGAAGCCGGAGAAUAUAUUGCUGAAGACACUUCAAUCCCCACAAAUCAAAGUAAUCGAUUUCGGCUCCGCAUGCCACGAACGCCAAACGGUCUACACCUACAUCCAGUCCCGGUUCUAUCGCUCGCCAGAAGUAUUGCUCGGGCUGCCGUACACGGCCGCGAUCGAUAUGUGGUCGUUGGGGUGUAUUGCUGUCGAGCUGUUUUUGGGGCUGCCGUUGUUUCCGGGGACGAGCGAGUAUAAUCAGAUUACGAGGAUUGUGGAGAUGUUGGGACAACCCCCAUCCUACAUGAUGGAAAUGGGCAAACAAACCGGCCAGUUCUUCGACUCGUACGUGGACAUGUACGGCCGGAAGAAGUACAGGUUGAAGAGCCUGGAGCAGUACUCGAGAGAACAUAACACGAACGAGCAGCCGGGGAAGCAGUAUUUCAAGGCGACGUCGUUGCCGGAGAUCGUGAAUGGGGCGCCGAUGCCGGCUUUUAAGACGGGGAGGCAGGGGGUGGAGAUGGAGAAAGAGCUCAACAACCGGCAGUCGUUCAUCGAUUUCUGUCAGGGGCUGCUGAAUAUGAACCCGAUCGAGAGGUGGUCGCCACAGCAGGCGAGGCUGCAUCCGUUUAUUACGGGCGAAAAAUGGACGAAGCCGUUCGUGGUGCGUUUUUCCUCCUCCUUCUCUUCUUUCCAUUAG
Molecule: messenger RNA, 1398 nt
Organism: Stereum hirsutum FP-91666 SS1
Lineage: Eukaryota; Fungi; Basidiomycota; Agaricomycetes; Russulales; Stereaceae
Product: kinase-like protein
Exons: 7
Coding region: 1-1398 (465 amino acids)
Biological process (GO): peptidyl-threonine phosphorylation; peptidyl-serine phosphorylation
Cellular component (GO): cytoplasm; nucleus
Molecular function (GO): protein tyrosine kinase activity; ATP binding; protein serine/threonine kinase activity
Source: RefSeq, a predicted model, not a curated record